CUAUUUGUGUAUCUUACGCAAAUCCUCAUCAUCGCCAGUCAUAGCACACAGUCCAAUACUGCUACUUACAGGAAGAUGUGUAGGACGACUGCUUAAUGUGGUUAGCUCAGUUUUGGAGUAUGGACUCGAUCCUAUCCAUUGGUAUCAAAAGAAUAUGCUUGUAUUUUGAAGAAAAGCACAAUCGUUUCCCGGAAGUUUAUAGCAAGCUCAGCUGCUAACGCUAAGGUAUCCAGCUAACCUAAACCCAUCGGCUGGUUCAUUUGUAAAGUAUUUCUACCCAUCUCGCUGACGGAUUUGCAUUCAUUCAUUUAUAUCCAGAUAGUAUAAAACUUCUAUCGUUGUUGCACGCCCCGCUGUCCAAGAUAUGUAAGCAUUUUGACACUGGACUACACCUGAUCCCGCUCCUACAACACUGUCUGAUCUGCCAUCGAAGGACCAGAUGCCCUGUGGCCUUUCUGGUUCAUCAUGAAGCCCGCCAGCUAUCAAAGUAUGGCUUCUUCUGUGAUGAAUCCAAAUAUAAGCCUGGGCCAUUUACUGAGUGCUCCCAAUGUGAUGCGAUGUGAGAAAUGCCGAUUUGCCACUACAGACAUGUCGGCUUUCAAGAAACAUGUGGCACAAGAGCAUACUGAGUAUUACUGCUUUUACUGUAACAGGGUGUCUCUCAGUGAAGCUGAGUUACAGACUCAUUUGCAGAUACACACAGGAACAAGUCCAUUUAAAUGUCCUCAUUGUGGACAAGUGUAUAUGCGGAGGAUGUGCCUUAUAAAGCACAUUGAGCGUCUUCACAGUAAAAUUAUACCUCAAGAACCACCUAAAAUAACACCACGCAUUUCUGUCUCAAGUGCCUCUCAAAGUGUUCCCUGUGCAGCCAGUGCAGCCAGUGCAGCUCCUCAGAGGCCUGUUGUUCGUGUGAAUGUUCCAACUCCUACUACCGCUGGAGUUACACUGGAAAAUAACUUGCAAAGACUAAAAUCCUUGAGCUCCUAUAUCUCAAACGCUAAUCAUGGUGAUGCUGUACCUUUAAAUGGACAAGUGCAGCACAAUCGAGCACUUACUGUUUCACUCCCAGAGGAAGUUUCUAUCCCUGCCGGCUGCAUGGUUGAGGUAGCGGAGGUGAAGACUGUAGAUGGAACUAAGGAGCUCCGGCUAAGAUUUGUUGCUCAUCAAGAAAAUGAGUCCGUUAUAAAAAAUGGAAGGACCACAGUCCCCGAAACCUCAAAAGUACUUUCUUCACAAAUGAAAUAUCCAAAUGCAAAUGAUUCAGGGAUGCGAUUUGGCAAUAAAAAUAAUGAAACUAAGCUUGUGAAUAAAGGACGCCCCACUCUGGUUCCAGUUAACAUUUCCAAACCUUUUCCAAAACAAACGAUAAAGGAACAACGCUCUAAUACAAAAAGACCAUCAGAAGUUAUCAACUUGAAUGCAGGUGUCCCAACUAAGAUUCCCAGAACCUUUAUUUCUGUUGGGGAAGCCAAGGUUGCUUCACAGAAGGAACCCAUUAGUCACAGUAUCACACCUACGGCUAUGUCCUCUAUGUUAGCCAACAGGUUAACAACAGGUACUUUGCUACCAGAAAGUUUGUCAACUCUGAUUAGUCUAAAAGGUGUUGAGGAGAGAAAAAGUUCUGCUCCAGGACCUCCCCCUAGUUCAGAACCAUUAAUGAUGAACAAUGUGCAGAUUAUGCCUCGCAUUGUUCCUAUGAACCGGGGUUCUGUAACUGUAAAAGCUAAGGAAGACCCCAUACUGCACAAAAACAAGCAUGAGUUGACAAACCCUAUGCAGCAAAACUUGAAAACACUGCUUCUUCCAGUGACACCCUCAGUGGUUGCACCGCCACCUCCCCAAGUUCGAGUUACAAAUGAAUGUAAGGAUAAAUUAGUUACAAAAACAUUUACCCCAGAGCAAGCUUCUUCUGCAGAGCUGUUAGCAGCAAAGAAACUUGCAAACAACACAAACAUGAAAAUGCCCUCUCUGCCCCAAGAAGUGAAAAGGGAAAAAGCUGUAACCGAGGAUGUGCGAGUAGAACCUGAGGGAUUUCCAGUAAUAUACUCUGUUUACUCUUUGAGUCAACAGCCAAGUGAUCCACAGGAAUCCACUCAGCCAAUUGUGAUGGCCGAAUGGACCAACAGUGCAGGGUGUCACAGCCCAAAAAUCAAAAGUGUUCGCACAGAGCAAUCCGAAAUGACAGGACAUCAGGCUCAUAGAGAUUUAAAUGAUGGCAAGAUUACUCAUGAUACAUUAUCUAAUAAGAUCUCCUGUGAGUCUGUGAAGAUUGAAGAUGAUCAGGACAUUCAGGAUGUCACAGUGGCCCCUCAGAAUAUCAGUUUAAAAAAGGAAAAAAGUACACCUGUGAAAGCCAAUAAAAAGAGCAAAAUGACUCCUAAACUUAACCUAACAAGCUCACCCAUUGUGGAUGCUAAUAUUACCAAAACAUGCCCACCACCAGAGGAUGCUAAACUUAGCAAAACGUGUGCAUCACCCAAGCAUGCUAAAGUUAGCAAAAAGUAUGCAUCACCCAAACAGGUUAAACCCAGUAAAACAUGUGCAUCAUCCCUUCAAGAUGUUAAUACUGGUCCGUUCAUUCCCCAGCCACCACUGGUUUCAGAAAACAUCUUGGUGCAAACCCCUGUUGAAGCACAAACUAUCCCUGAAAGUCCUCCCAAAUUCCUGACUGUGUCUUUAAAAAGGGUUCAAGUUGGGAUCUCGAGGAAAAGCAAGAAAAAGGCUAAGACUGUUCUCAAAUUAAGUGUCGCCAAGGUCCUUGAUGGCCCGAAGCCUUGUGCAGCUCUGCAGCUUUUGCCACUGAGGAAUGACCAAGCAGUGAAGUGGCCAAGUACCAACCAACCUGUGGUGGUGCUCAAUCACCCAAAACCUUGUUUUCACAUGAAAACUGUACCUACAAAGACUUUUCAAAAUAAAGGAGCUGGAGGAACUGCCACUCCAAAGUGCCAAAUACUGAAAAUGAAACUUGGUAAAGUGAUGGGACGGAAGUAUGAGGUGAUGGGGUGCACCAUACGGAACUUCUCUUAAAACAUGGACAGUGCCACAAAAGGUUAUUAUUCACAUCCAACAGUAUCCUGACAUGGUAUUGAUAUAAAACAAAGACUAUUUUCAUUUCAAAGACGCCAAUUCCAUGGACGCUGGUAUUGUGUAUAUUUGCAUGUGUUGUUGAACUGAAGUGCAAUGUUUUCAGAUGCCCUAUUAGUACUUUAACAUCAUAUCCAGCCACCAGUUUACUGCAUAAAGAUAAAUUUGUGUUACAUUCAGAUAACAUAUAUUUUUUCCUAUCUCAAAGUGUUUAUACGUGUCCAACACUACAAAUGUUUAGUAAUGCCGGGUAUUUCAAAAAACAUCCAGUGACUUUCAAAUAUUUUCUAUCAGAUGCAAGAUGUGUAGAUAAAGGAGUAAAAGUGUGUCAGUGUGUCAAUCACUGGUUUGUUUUGAUUGAGUUCAUCGAUUUGUUUGAACUGUACGUUUCAGUGAAUUAAAGAUUACUUGCCUGUCUUACUCACCUUACAGCGAAAUACACAAUUUUGGGUAUUGAAUGCAUGUCCUGACCACUCGAUAAAAUACCAUUUGUAGAUUAAGUUUUUGUUAUUCUGUUGUUUGUUAUUUAUUUAAUGCUUGUAUAUUUGGCUUAUUGAUCAGAUCAUUGUCACUUCUACAAAUUUCUAAGCAUCUUUGACCAGUGUUGUUGCUCAUACUAAAAGACAAGCAAAACUAUAUGUACUUGUAGCUAUUUCUACAAAUCAAACUAUGUAUUUUUAUUUUGAUUUCCAUUUAAAAUUUCUGUAUAUAUUCUGCAACUGUGGUAAUUGACAAUACGACACCCAUAAAUUUAUACAGGACGUAUGCUAGUUUGUAGAGUCUAAUAUACCGUGUCCAAGCCGCUAACAAAAAAGGGAAGAAAAGAUUGGUAUUGUGUUUGCCAGUACAUGUAAAUAGUCAAUGUAAAUAUAGUUAUCGUAACAAGAGAUGGGCCUCAUCGACACAGUUAUAGCGUCUUAAGAUGUGGUAUCUUACAUUUGGCCUUAUUUAUAUCAAGCAUACAAUCCUGUAGUUCUUACCUCAAGUGUUAAUAUUUUAAAACGUUCAUAUGUGGUUUUGCUUUUUUUUUUCAACAUUUUAUGGUGGUGUCACCUGUUAUGGCAUAGAACUACUGGCACUUAUUGUACAGUUCAUAAACCCCAUAUUGCAUUCUGUGUUCAGAGCAGCUUUUAUCCAUACAUUUACAAUUGUACACUUUGCCUUUUCAUUAUUGUACAUUGAGGACAAUUUAUUUUCUUCACCAGUGUUUGUUGUUAUGCAUACUUUUGUAUUCACAAUGUGUUACUACUUUUUUAUUAAAAGGAACAUGGCUGA
Messenger RNA from Boleophthalmus pectinirostris (great blue-spotted mudskipper), 4359 nucleotides. RefSeq names its product zinc finger protein 518B. Gene Ontology annotation, cellular component: nucleus. The transcript is spliced from 2 exons. The record is from RefSeq and is a predicted model, not a curated record. Lineage: Eukaryota; Metazoa; Chordata; Actinopteri; Gobiiformes; Gobiidae. The coding region runs from base 466 to 3027 and encodes 853 amino acids.